AUGUCUAGUCGUGGCAAAGAUGCUACGUACACGCUCUAUGAUCCCUCAGCCUCUUCUCAUAAUGCCUUAACAGGAAAGAGCCAACCUCUUGGGCUAUCUAGGCUUGACUCAAGCUUAUUACAUGAGCCUGUUGAUGCGCAUUUGCCUAUUGAUGUUGAUGUUGAUGUUAUUGCAUUGCAUGGCUUAAACGGAAAUGCAUUCACUACGUGGACAAAUAGGCAAAACCAAUUAUGGCUACGAGAAUUUCUGCCACGUUCGCUCCCCAAAUCAAGGAUUUAUACCUUCGGGUACGACUCUUCAAUAUUCAGUCAGUCAAAGGCCGGCAUUAGAGAUUAUGCCCUCAAAUUACUAUCAGAGCUGAGUUUAGUGCGACAGUCAGAAACGGAUCAACGACGCAGGAUCAGAUUCAUCUGCCACAGCCUUGGAGGGAUCGUCUGCAAAAACGCUUUAGUUCUUUCUCAUGAAAACUCGAUAUAUCUCAACAUACUACAGUCAACUAAAGCAAUUGUCUUUUUUGGUACUCCUCAUAGGGGAUCGGAGCAUGCCGACUUCGUAUCUGUACUCGCCGGUGUCAUAAAUGCCUUUGGAUAUGUAUCCAUGGCUCACCGUUUGUUUGGCAAAAUAAGAAAGGAUCUUAUACACCUGCUUCGUCCUCGCUCUAAAGAACUGAUAGAUAUUUCUACGUCGUUUACAGAACGAACUAAGGACCUUGAUAUCAUCUCGUUUUAUGAAGAGAAUGCAAUGCCACCCUUUAAAACUCAGAUUGUAGAGCGAAGUUCUGCUCGAAUUGGCGUUCCAAACGAGGACUUGAUUCCACUAUCCGACAAUCAUAGAGACAUGUGUCGUCUUGAUAAUGAACACACUUUCGCAUAUCGGAAAAUAGUUGAAGUUUGCCAAAGACAUGGAGCAGCGAGUUACAAGCAAGGCCAAUCUCGUCCUCUCGAUAUUCUGGAGCAGGAGUGCCUAAGUGCGCUUAAUAUGAUCGAUAUGAAAGAAUGCAGAGCUCAGCUCCGUCCACGGACACCUGGUUCUUGCGAAUGGAUCCUGUCGAAUAUGGCAUUCCGCAAAUGGAUAUCUGAUAAAAACUCAACCCUACUGCAUAUUACAGGAGGGAUGGGAACCGGAAAAUCUAUUCUUACUUCAUUUUUGGCCGACCGCAUUAAGCCACUCAUAGAAACAGCCAUGGCUCCAUGCGAUGUCACGAUGUGCUCGUUCUUCUGCGACGAUAAGGACAUUGGCCGAAAGAAUGGCAGGGAAAUACUUCGCAGCCUCCUAUACCAGAUCCUCCAGCAACGUCAUGAUUUGAUACAACAUGCAACUACAAGGUUUUCUCAGAUUCCGUCGAAUCAAUGGUCCCUCAAUGCUCUCUGGGAGACGCUCAGCGACAUCACACUCAACCCUAUGGCUGGCACCAUCGUCGUCAUUAUCGAUGCAAUCGAUGAAUGCGAGAUCGACUCUAGAGACAGGAUUUUGGCAAUGACAAGGAAGCUUUUAACUCAAGGGCUAAACCCAGAAAACAACUGCAUUAAAUUCUUAAUCUCAAGCAGACCUAGCGUCGACCUUACGGAAGAAAUCCAGCAAUAUUCAACGUCUAUCUCGCUUGACAAUGAAGACGGUAUCAAGAACAGAGAUAUUCCACUUGUGAUCCAACGCUUGAAGCACGGCCCACAGAACAAGAAAUUCUUGGAGCGAAUUGUCAACGAAAAUCCAAAGGACCUUGAUGGAAUGUACUGCUGCAUUCUUUCUGAUAUCGACAUUGAGUAUCAGACCCUCGCAUCAAAGGUUCUUCGGGUUUUGGUUACCUCAUUGAGGCCUUUGACGACGGCGGAGUUACAGUUGGCCCUAGCAAUCAGCCUAGACCAUCGGACAUUGAAAUUGGUAGAAGAAGACAGUGACAUGGCUAUCGAAAGAACAGUACGACUUGCCUUGGGGGCGUUCGUUGGGAUUUAUGAUUCGAAAGUCCAACUUACUCACCAAUCUGCCAAAGAGUUCCUGUUGCGACUUUCGACCGGUUCCGUAGCUAAUUUAGAGUCGAUUAAGUCCGACCUACGGAACAUAUAUGGUGUCAACCAACGUACAGCAAAUCUAGAACUUGCUACUGUCUGCAUUGCAUUUCUAGGACUCGAUGAGUUUAGCGAGACGCAUCUUAUCAAUGAGAACAUGUUAGCGUUCAAAGAACUUCCAGGGGCUACAGAGGACAUCCUGCGGUUCAAUGACAACUCGUCACAAGUGGACUCUAUAGAGUCAUCAGAGACUGCUCAAGUGCCUAGAUUUUUUGAGUAUUCGGCUCGCUACUGGACCUCGCACCUUUCAAUGUCAGGCGAAUCUAUACCAAAGAGUUUUAUAAUAUCGGCAAUUCGAUUUUUACAUCGUGGUACAAACUGCCUUGAAAAUUGGUCUAGUCAAUAUAGACUAUCAUCAGUUGAAUUCGCGGCACUACCAAAGGAUCUUGAUCCACUACUCGUGUCAGCUUUCUUUGGCCUCGCUCAUCUCACAAAUGAGAUUUUGGAAAACUAUUCGUCUCCCCUUCAAGACCCCAACAAGUCACUCGCACUAACUUGGGCUUGUCGAAUGGGCCACAUUGAUGCCGUUAAGGCAUUGCUUGAACAUGGGACUUCUCCAAGUGGCAAAUCGCUUGAAGGCGGCUCACCCUUAUCCUGGGUUUGUGCUGGUGGCCAUUUGGAGAUAGCAAGAGUGCUAUUACACAAAUCAAAUCGACCACAAGUUAACAGGGGGGACGAAAAUGGACGCACGCCGUUGUCAUGGGCGGUUGGGUCUAGUCACCUUCAAAUUGUUCAAUUACUACUUUCCAGAGAAGAUAUCGACGUUAGCAUCGCUGACUGGGCUGGAUCUCCGCCACUCUUUUGGGCAGUUGGAAGUAAACCGCAGGGGCAGGAUCUAGCGGUGCUAGAAGUCUUGGUCUCGGAACCUCGAGUCGAUAUAUCUCAGCGCGAUCGCAGUGGGCGGACCGUACUUUCUUGGGCGGCUGAAAUGGGUGCACUAGAAGCCGUCAGCAUUAUUAUACAGUCGCAACGCUCAGGUGUCCGAAUACUGCUCUCUGAUACUGGGGACUCUAAAGGUUGGUCGCCAUUAUCAUGGGCCGCAUUUAAUGGACACGAUAAGGAGAGGCCAAAAUGCAGUUUCAUUAGCAGUCAUGCCGAAAUUAUCAAGGUGUUGGCUAAAUACUACCCCGAAGGAAUCGACUGGCCUGAGGAAACUGGACGAACGCCUCUGUCCUGUGCCAUGUGGGGUAGCCCCGGCAAUGAAGAAACUGUCCGCACAUUGCUUCAAACACAGUUGGUUGACGUGAACCAGAAGGCUUUAAAUGGCCGAACGCCUUUAUCCUACGCUGUUUCUGCAGGAAGGGCAGACUUAGUUCGAAUCUUGGUUGAGGAAGGAGGAGCAGACCUCAGUAUCACAGACAACGAUGGGAGAAUCAUUCGGGAUAUGAACAUAGAUUGGCGCUCAUCUCAGGUGAAAGAAGAGAUCGACCGUUUGACAGGCUUAUAG
Molecule: messenger RNA, 3510 nt
Organism: Pseudogymnoascus verrucosus
Lineage: Eukaryota; Fungi; Ascomycota; Leotiomycetes; Thelebolales; Thelebolaceae
Exons: 8
Coding region: 1-3510 (1169 amino acids)
Molecular function (GO): protein binding
Source: RefSeq, a predicted model, not a curated record